This is a messenger RNA of Xiphias gladius (swordfish), 2362 nucleotides long. RefSeq names its product endothelial cell adhesion molecule b (gene esamb). The transcript is spliced from 7 exons. The record is from RefSeq and is a predicted model, not a curated record. NCBI's taxonomy places the organism in Eukaryota, Metazoa, Chordata, Actinopteri, Istiophoriformes, Xiphiidae. Bases 32 to 1318 code for a protein of 428 amino acids. Gene Ontology annotation, biological process: homophilic cell-cell adhesion. Gene Ontology annotation, molecular function: cell-cell adhesion mediator activity. Gene Ontology annotation, cellular component: plasma membrane; adherens junction.
GGCGGGGGGGGGAUCCGGUGGAUGUCUCGCCAUGGAGUUAAAGACAAGACUCCGGGCUGUGCUGAUGUUACUGUGGAUUUUUCCAGGUGACACCCAGAGGGUGGAGAUCCCCAGAGGAGAGAUGGAGGUGGUGAAAGGCCAGAUGGUGAUGUUGCACGCCUGGUACAGCCCCAACUCAGACAUUUACAAAAACUCUGUCAUUUGGCAUUUCGUGGGAAACAAGUCCAAGCAGGUGAUAAACUUUAGCUCAGGUGAAGUUGGGCACGGCCAGAACGAGUUCACCAAAAGAGUGGGCUUCAGUGUGGCCAUGCCCUCGGCCAACCUCUCCAUCUACAUCAACAACACCCAGGAGUCUGACUCUGGACGCUACGUCUGCAAUGUCAUCAUCCCCGGAGAUACUGGCAUUUCCGGAGAGAUACGCCUUAAUGUCAAAGUCCCUCCCUCUCCCCCAGUAUGCACCAUGACAGGAAACCCAGUGGUGAAGGGCAACGUCACUCUGAGCUGCAAGUCCAGUCAUGGAAAACCCGUCCCUCAGUACAAAUGGACCAAGGCUGCACCCAUGUCUGAGGUCUUCUUCUCGCCAAUGCAGAAUGAGAGACACGGCACCCUCAGGCUGAGCAACCUCACUAAAAGCAUGUCAGGGAAGUACGUGUGCCGAGCCAGCAACACUGCCGGCUCCGACAGCUGCUCCAUUAACCUGGAGGUUAUCACUUCUUCCAAUGCAGGCGUGAUUGCGGCAGCUACGCUGGGAUCAGUAGUGGGAUUCAUGGCCAUGGUGCUGUUCCUCAUGCUCAUACUGAGGAGGAGACGGGACACUGAGGAGGAGAUAGCCAAUGAGAUCAAGGAGGAUGCUCAGGCACCGAAGCGAGUGUCGUGGGCAAAGAGUAACACCGGCUCCGACAUCGUGUCCAAGAAUGGCACACUGUCCUCCAUAGCCACCAGUCCUCGACCGCAGGACCCCCAUCAGCCCAACUUCCACUACCCAUACUCCCCCACCUCAGCUUCAGACACGGGCUCGGUGAUCAACGCCUACCAGCUGCGACCUGGAGAAGCCAACACCUUACAGGGACUUCCUGGUUACAACAUCGGAGGCACUCCUUCACGUAAACACAAGCGGCCUCCCAGUGCGAACGGGGCGCCUCCGCAGGUUCUCAGGAGCCCUGUAGUCGUCAUCCCUAGCAGGACUAAGGGGGCUCAGCCUCAGGUGCCGCCGCCACUGACCGUGUCCCCACAAAUCGGCUCCUCCUCCACUCUGACGCGCAUGGGAGCUGUUGCUGUCAUGGUGCCUGCUCAAAGCCAAGCCGGCUCGCUGGUGUAGCCAGCAGCAGCAUAUCUGAUGGGAAAUAAAAGGACAGCGUUUGAGGACCAAGAGAAAGUAUGCCUUGAAACGGAACGCACUUUCUCCACGAAGACCUGAACGGUCGUGUAGUGACACAAGUGUCUCGCAGGUGGUUUGUGCUUCAUUGGCAAAAACUCUCCCUUCAGUUUGUUAAUAAAAGUGAGUGCAGUGUUGCUCAUUCCAGUUUCUUUUCGUAUGCUAUGUUUCCGGCUCAUUAAAGACAAAGAUAUUUUCAUUAACACCCUUAGAAAGAGAUCUUCAAAAUGGUAUCCAAUAGCAUUAACAUGCCAAUUAUUGCAAGAGAGUUUUGUUAAUUUAAUGGAGUCUGUGGAUAUUGUGAACCAUAACGAACCAUUGCGUGUGCUUAGAAUUUUGCAGUUCUUGCAAAAUAUAUAAUGUUUUUGGUUACAUUUGUAUAAUGUAUGAAUAAACUAAAUAUGGACAAAUUUUUAUAAUUUAAUUUCUAUUUCACUGUACCUGGCUAUGUAAGGGUCACUUUCAGUCACUUUUCUCAGGCCAACUGCACUAGUUCGAAACAAGAACCCAGCAAAACCACAAUUCAGGUACUACAAAGUGUUCUCUUUCAAAUCUCUUGCUUUCUUUGACCCACAUUUACUUGUCUUCACUUGAGGGUUGUUUAUUUAACCUACUGUAACAAUGUCAGUACGGUUUCAUAGACAUUGAUGUCUACUGAGAGAACAUCCGGUUUGAGUUUAUUGCCUGUUUUGGUAGAUGGAAUGUGACCAAGCUAGUGAGUAUAACAUUGUUGAAGUUGAAGGAUUCUGACUAUUUUGUUCAACGGUGCUUAGUAUAACUUGAUAUAAUUACGGUUAACAUACGAGGCCAUUAGUUGAGACGAGUGGUUGAGAAUAUUCGACCAGUCCUCCUGCUGAUGCUCGUUUGUUUUUCUUGUAAUUAUACUUAACUCUGGAAAUAAUGUUGCAGUGAUUUAUUGAUGUUGACAGGCGACAUGUAGCAGUUCUGAUUGUUGACGUUUUUUCAAUAAAGUGUUCUGGAGUGUUU